GAAAACUACGUUUCCCAUGAACACACGCGAGCCUUUCGUCGUUGUGCGUCAACUCCCCAGUCCCCCCACCAUCACCGUUCUACAGAGGAAGAAAGGGGGAGACGAGCAACCUAUACAGAACGCUUUCACACAAAUAUGAGCGGCAGCGGGCGGGCCAGGACCAGCUCAUUCGCUGAGCCUCCCGGAGCUCCCGGGUCCGCUGCAGCCGGUGCCGGAUCAUCUGUAGCCGGCGGAAGCUCGACAGGAAAAACUGGGGCUUCACAAGCCAGUGGAAGCAGCACGACGAGCUUUGGGAAUUUGAAACUGCCUCGAGACAGUGGCAAAGUGACGACAGUGGUAGCCACACCUGGCCAGGGCCCAGACCGCCCACAGGAGGUGUCUUACACAGACAUAAAGGUUAUAGGAAAUGGCUCCUUUGGGGUGGUCUACCAGGCCCGUCUCAUCGACAGCCAGGAGAUGGUGGCAAUAAAGAAAGUUCUCCAAGACAAAAGGUUUAAGAAUAGAGAGCUGCAAAUAAUGCGGAAAUUGGACCACUGCAACAUUGUCAGGCUACGUUACUUCUUCUACUCGAGUGGAGAGAAGAAAGAUGAGGUGUAUUUGAAUCUGGUGCUGGACUAUGUCCCCGAGACAGUGUACAGGGUAGCUCGGCACUUCAACAAGGCCAAGACCACCAUCCCCAUCAUCUAUGUUAAGGUGUACAUGUACCAGCUGUUCCGCAGUCUGGCUUAUAUCCAUUCCCAGGGCGUGUGUCACAGAGACAUCAAGCCUCAGAACCUCCUGGUGGACCCAGAGACCGCCAUUCUCAAACUCUGUGACUUUGGCAGUGCAAAGCAGCUCGUUCGGGGGGAGCCAAAUGUGUCCUAUAUCUGCUCACGGUACUAUCGUGCCCCGGAGCUCAUCUUUGGUGCCACUGACUACACAUCCAACAUUGACAUCUGGUCUGCCGGCUGUGUGCUGGCUGAGCUGCUGCUGGGCCAGCCCAUCUUCCCUGGGGACAGCGGUGUGGACCAGCUAGUAGAAAUCAUCAAGGUUCUGGGUACACCAACGAGGGAGCAGAUCCGAGAGAUGAACCCUAACUACACAGAGUUCAAAUUCCCACAGAUCAAAGCACACCCUUGGACAAAGGUGUUUAAGCCUCGUACCCCACCAGAGGCGAUUGCUCUCUGCUCUCGACUGUUGGAAUACACACCGGUGACCAGGCUCUCUCCCCUGGAGGCAUGUGCACACGCCUUCUUUGAUGAGCUCCGCCAGCCCAACACCCGCCUGCCCAGUGGACGAGAACUGCCGCUCCUCUUCAACUUCAGUCCCGUCGAGCUGUCUAUUCAGCCCCAGUUGAACACCACACUCAUUCCUCCUCACGCUCGUGCACAGACAUCACCUGCCUCACAUGAGGGCAGUGUGUCAGACAGUACCGCCCAGCCCAGCUCAGCACCUGGAUCCAUCAGCAACAGCACCUGAGCAUCCAUCCUUUUGUCAUCCCUUCUUUUUGUUUCUCCCCUGUUUUUCCUUUUCUCUCCUCUGCUCCCCUCCCCUUUUAACCUCCUCCCCCUCCGGCUCCAAACUUGAGAAAGAAAAACUAUACACACCCACACGAACACUCGCUAUGUUCCCUGAAUGUUAACCAUUUCCAAUAGAAAGCAAUUUUUUUUGUGGCUGCUAGUUUCAGGAAAGUGUGGGUUGUUUUUUAAGGACACUCAAGUAGCCAUGUUUGGACUUAAUAUAAGCUGCAGUUGUACGUCCAGGCUGGCUCUUGUUUAGUCUGUUAGAUUAAAGAGCCUCUCCAUUUCCUUGGUAGGAUGUUUGGGAGAUGAGGAAGGGGGUUGUCCAUGUUAUGUGUAUUUUCUGAAUUAUAAUCAGACUUUUGACUUUUAUCACAUUUUAUGUUCAUUUUAUUUGCAAUAGCUAAUUUUAUAUGUGGCUGUGGUGCCACUGAAUGGGGUCCAGUUUGGAGUGAAAAUGCAGGCCCUGACUUUUAUUGACAAUCAUCUUUAGUAGAAUCAAAAAUGUUUGAUCCUACAGCCCUCCGUUUAGAUCAGUGGCUUUUGUGUCGCUGUCCUACCUUAAAUGUUAAGUAUUGUCAGUUGGCUCAGUCUAGUGAUGAACAAACACUAAGGAGCUUUUAAAAAUGCCCCCGUUUGAUACCAGACAGAAAAUAAGGCUGGUUUUGUCCAUGUCAUUUUAGAUGCAAAGUGAUUUUAAAUUUUAUUACAAGUGAGGGCAUUGCAGCCUGUCUUUACUGUUUCUUUUUGAACAUUAGCUCCUUCACUACCUUUUUAUGUAACUGAGAGGGAGCCUUAUAUGAACAGAGUGUACAUCCUUCAGUUUCUUUAGUAUAAGCUUAUGUUUUCUUUGGUGAAGCUGUAAACCAAGCGUUUCACAUGUUAAUUCUAAAGUGGUUAUUGCACAUCUUAAGAGGAAGCAAAAGGACAAGUUAUGUGUACUGUUCAGCCAUCAACACAACUUUACACAGAGUAACUAUUGGUGUGGAGCUGAAAAUUGUUUGUCUAUACAGUUCCCUUAUGCUGCACAGUAAAUGGACUUGUCAUUAAUUAUGCCAUGAUAGUUUCAUAUCAACUUGAUAAUGUUUGAGCGACAUCGGGUGCAGGGACUGAGAUGGUCUCGAAGUGCAGAGACCGCUGGCUGCUUUCACUGCUCCCCUGUGUCUCCACAGUCAUUGAAGCUAACGGACACAUGUUGGAAAACAUACAUGUGCAUGUUGACUGAAUGAGUUCUGUUUUUGCGAUUGUAGAUUUGUCAACGCCCUCUCCCCCCGUUCCCAAACAGCCUGCCUGUGGCGUUCAUAUCAUACACGUUCUUGUUCUGUAACAGUGCUAGGAACUGGUCUUGAAUGAUUACGCAGCCAACAGUCCACCGUCUGCAUGGACUCAUUUUGUUUUUUCCAUUGAGCAUACAUGCAUGUUCAGCCCAAGUUGUCCACACUGUAUUACUUCCACUAAUAUAAGUAAUAAUCUGACCAGAAAUUAUGCUCAAAUCCCUGAAACCCUGACAGCUUUUGGAGCAUCCCCUUCCAUUCCUUUCUGCCUUCUGCUUCCCUCUUCUCCUCUUUUUUUUCCACUGCUAAACUGUAAAUAUCAAGUACCUUUUAUUUUAUUUUGUUAUUUUUGUUAUUAUUGUUAUUAUAUUGUUGUUCUUGUAAUUUUUUUUUUCUCUAGUAGACCGGCGCAGCAGCGGCGGGACUGUUUAUCCUCAGUCGCAGUCUGUAAAUACGAUUUCAUUUCAGUCCCUGGUUCAGGAGGGAAAAACAGAACAAAAUGUUUCAUUUUUAUUCUCUCUCCCUCCAUUUCUCUCUUCAUGACUUCCCCGUUUCCCCCAUAAAUGUUGUCAUGACUGUUUUAUUUAUUGUAUCAUGUUUCUUGAGGGGGGCAUGGGUGGGGUCAGGGAAACUUUUAUUUUCCACUUGGGUGGUAGAAGUGAGGGAUUAGGGCUUUGUUUCUUUUUCUUUUUUUUUUUUUUAAUUCCAAAUAUUAUCCCAUCCAUGUCACAUGCAAAACGAUUCACAUCCAAGAUACUGUACUCUGAUCCAGGCGUUUGGAGUGUGUUUCCAGUCACCGGUCUCGUAUGUAUGCAGAUGCACAUACUAGCCAUUAUGUGGAACUCCAGUUUUCCAUUUAACUUCAAUGUGAAGGGAAUGUUACAAGCCUCUGGAUCUUUGGGGUCACGUGGGAGGGAGCACGGAUCAGCCUGGGUGUGUUUAUGAAUGUUUUUGUGUGUGUGUGUGUGUGUGUGUGUCUGGAGGACGGGGAAAAAUGAUUCUGUCCACUGACGAGUAACAUCUCCUUUGUCUGACUGUUUUUGUUCUGUUUGUGGUAUGAGUGCAGUGGGGGUAACCUCUUCAAUAGUGUGUAUGCUUCACCCAUACUUAGUGAGUUUCUUGAGCACAGCUGCAGGGAAUGUAUGUGUGUUUGUACACGUGCUGGCAGACGUUAUUAUCUGUAUUCUUUUCCUAAACGAAAAGCUGACUAAAUGUGCUAUUUUAAUGUUUGUUUGGUUUUUUUUUUGUUUUUUUUUUUAUCUUUGUCAUAUUUUGUUUUAAAUUUGCUGUGACCCUGCUCUUUUAUCACCUUUUGUCUGCGAGUGAAAUGUUAUUGUCAGGAACAGAAUAGUUGGAUGAAGGAGAUGAUGAAAAGAGAGGGAUGGAGGGAGAGAGACAGUUUUUGUUUGUUGGUAUAAAUAAUUAAACUCAUUAAUAAAGUGAUGAAACUGUU
This is a messenger RNA of Sphaeramia orbicularis (orbiculate cardinalfish), 4226 nucleotides long. It is a transcript of the gene gsk3ab, whose product is annotated as glycogen synthase kinase 3 alpha b. The transcript is spliced from 11 exons. Gene Ontology annotation, biological process: positive regulation of proteasomal ubiquitin-dependent protein catabolic process; negative regulation of canonical Wnt signaling pathway; insulin receptor signaling pathway. Gene Ontology annotation, molecular function: protein serine/threonine kinase activity; ATP binding. Gene Ontology annotation, cellular component: axon; cytosol; cytoplasm. Bases 136 to 1458 code for a protein of 440 amino acids. The record is from RefSeq and is a predicted model, not a curated record. NCBI's taxonomy places the organism in Eukaryota, Metazoa, Chordata, Actinopteri, Kurtiformes, Apogonidae.